AGAGAACCUCUGCUUGAACUCGAAGUUUAUCUUCUCCUUCAGCGAUACCUCCUUCAUCUUUCACCAGCGUAGAGGUUGCUUCUGUAUGUUUACGAGUGGUCGUGUUGAUAUUGUCCUGAAUACUGAAUACCAUCAUCACUCGCUUGCAGAACUUCCAGAACUUCUUACGGAGUUGCAGGGACAAACAAGUACUUGCCGCUGACAGUGUCAGCCACCGACUGGAGAUUUUCGUCUCUGUGAAGAUUUGUCGAAAUCUACCAAGAUUUUAUGGUAAAUCCUUUGGCCUCACCAAACAGAUCACCCACCGUGAAGAAGACUUACUUAGGGCGUCAGAGGCAGAAACGAAGGGAAUCUGUAUCACGAGAGUCCGAUAGCGAUAAUAUGGCCGAAUCCGAUACAACGCGAUCUACACCAAUGCCAACUAUUACUCCUGCGAAGAAGCAUGCCCCCAAAACUCGUGGAAAGGCCAUCGCAUCCUCUAGCCCGCCACCUCCUCCAAGUUCGCCUGUUGCGAGCAUGAAACCACCUUCUACGGUUAAUGUCAAGUCCUCCAUGAAGGCCCCCAGCAAAGUCAGCCAUUCUCGUGGUGCCUCUGUAGCUUCGGAUGGUGGAUCUCUUGAAGGUUCAUCAGUCUUGCCAACUUGGUCCGUGGGGAAAUCGGGCACUACGAGGGCAAGGAAGUCCGAGGAGGAAAGGAUGCAAUUCUUCAAGGACGACCCGCUUUGCAAGGACGUCGAGCCUCAUCGUGCUUUGUGUGCCCGAUGUGAUACAUGGGUGGAGCUCAAUCCCAAGAGGAGGUAUAUCAUGAAAGAUUGGAUCACGCACCGGAAAGCUUGUCGGAGGGAAAGCGAAGAGGAGCAUAUCCCUCCUGCAGCUAUCGGCCAAGAAGAGGAGAAUGAGGAAGAGGAGGACGACGGUGGAUCAGUGGCGGCUUCCACAGUACCCAGUACCCCGGCCCCUGGUGAGAAGCCUCGUCGUCAAGUGAGAACCGAAGCAGAGAGACAAGCACUGUUGGAAGCGGACCCUCGUAUAGGCGAAGUCAAACCUCAUGAAGUGUUCUGCAAGCAAUGCGGGAGAUGGAUUAGGUUGAACCCGACACAGAAGUUCACGGUCGGUAACUGGAACAAUCAUGCAAAGCGCUGCUCAAUUAAGAAGACCGGAGUGAGCCACGUUAAUGGUGACGAAACGACCGUCGAUAAACCUGAGGUUCCGCCCACAAAACCUGGACCACCCUCCGGAGCUUUGACAACUCCCCCAGCCCCAUCCACAGGUCCUCCCACGGCCGUCCCAUCCUCAACAGAAACACCCUCACGCAAGCGGCCGAGAGAAGAUGAAACGGAUGAGGAAGAUGCAAGCCGGACACAGGUCGAGGCUCGCUUGGUCAAGGCGAGGACUGAGAACUAUAAACCGGCUGAAGGACUUUGGAGAACGAUGACAAACACAUUCAGGAGUUUCAUUGAUGGGCUCUGGCAUGGCUUAACAGCAGACGAAACGUCGCCAGUGAACGAUGAGCCAUCUACCUCGGCUUAAUCUCUCUGUUCAAUAUAUGUUCAAUGUAGUCUUUCUCUUCUUUUUGAUUUAUUCCGUCCUAUUUUCUUGUCUGGAGUAAUAUCUUCUUGCUUCGUUAUGUUCGAUAUCCAUAAUCCCGGUGCUCUCUAUUAUCCCUCUUUAUAUAACAUAUGUCCAUAUCUCCGUCUUCUUGUCUUUAUUUUCUCGUUGUUUAUUUCUUGUCCCAGUUCGUUGCCGUAGUACUGUGAUAUGACAUGUCCAGUGUGUUUCCUCCGUUCUUACGGCAGUUACAUUCUGUCACUAGAUGACGGAAUUUAACAGUAAUCGGUCGAUCAGUCAUGAUCGAAGGCAACUUUCUUUAAUUCUAGGCUCGUCUGUUC
Somion occarium is the source of this 1889-nucleotide messenger RNA. Lineage: Eukaryota; Fungi; Basidiomycota; Agaricomycetes; Polyporales; Cerrenaceae. The record is from the annotation of a GenBank genome assembly.